This is a messenger RNA of Trichobilharzia szidati, 1542 nucleotides long. The record is from the annotation of a GenBank genome assembly. NCBI's taxonomy places the organism in Eukaryota, Metazoa, Platyhelminthes, Trematoda, Strigeidida, Schistosomatidae.
GUGACCUUCAAAUGCUCAGCCUCUCCAUUAGCAAUUUGUGGCGUUAUCCUCUGCAUGCGUCAGAUAUCAUUGGCUUCUGCGAUAUGAAGGCUUUAGGGGUACUAAUCGUAAUGGGAGUAUUUUUCGUUAACUCACUCAACAUGUCAAGAUCAAGUGAAUUUAUCCCCACUGACGAGUGGAAAGAAAUUUUACCUGGCCAGAUAAUUCCUCCUGGCCUACAUGUACGUCAAAACUUGCAAACUGGACUUACCGAGGCGAAACUUAUGGAUGAUAAAUCAAAUUAUUCUUAUGUGAUAACAAACAAUAAUAUUACCGGUAUCGCCCUUUUAACGCAGUCCUCACAGAAUCGUGCAGGUGACACUAGUGGUCAUCACUCUGUGAAAAAUAGACAGCGUUUUCGUUCCUAUGAGGAAAUUAAGAAGGAUUUUCAUAAAAUGAAUGUGGGUGUUAGGACAGAUGCAGAGAUUAUUCACGAAAUAUGUUUGGAAUUAAAGGAUGGUAAUGUCACAAACGAAAGACUGGAAGUACUUUUAGAGGAUUUGUCUUACUAUCUACACCAGAUUGAUAAUGCUAAGAUUUUUGCAAACAAUGGAAACUUCCCGCUAAUACUAAGACUUCUCCUACAUCCCGACCAUAGAGUUAAGAAGAAGGCUUUACAGGCCGUUGGAGCAGCUGUCCAAGGGAACUCUGAGGUUAAAGCGAUUGCACUUCGAGAAGGUAUACUGGAACAACUUCAUUACAUUUUAAAGGCAAACUUGGAUGAACAGAACUAUACAAAAUCUUCAGAAAUAUUGCUUGGCGGAGUACUGACCCUAGGCGCUUUGUUGCGCCAUUUUCCUUUGUCCCAGAAACAGUUCUUUUUUACUGUACAGUUCCAACCAUCUGGUUAUGAGUUGCUCUCCCGAAUUGCCAGUCUUGAUGCCCCACAUGAUCAGGCCAUUUCUCAAAAAUUACGAGUUCGAGUUAUUACACUCUUGACAGACCUGUACAAUGAGCGGCUGACUGCUCAAAGCGUUUCUAAAGAAAAUCCCACAAAAGAAAAUGUAGACGCUUGGAAUAUUUAUGCUGGCAUUCCAUUUGAGGAAGGGUUCGUAUCUUCGGGAUUUUGCGGGAGAUUACGCUUCUCACUACAAAGAGAUAUCCAAGGAAGCACAAUGAUGGGAGGGUUAAGCACUUCGGUGAAUCAUGAUUUGCGUGAGAAAGUUGUCACAGCGUGCCUGAAAUUUGUCAACCUAUGCGACUGGGCUUCACUUGGUUCCACGGAAAAACAUCAUAUUCUCACACAACUUGACUUAUUAAUCGACGAGUACGAACUUCGUUCGAAAGAUGAAGUCAACGAAAACGAUUUCUAUUUUACUGAUAUGCUACAAAAAUGUCAAAAGUUAAAAAGCACGUUGCAGUAUGAGAGCGAUUUUCAAAAAACUGAUCUUUAAAAUUAUGACGAUUUGUUAUUCUACCUCUGUAUUUAGAAGAAGAACAUUUGUAAAUCUUGUAAACAUUUACUUUAAUAGUUCAUUUUUAUCAGAUGUUAUUAUCACUAAA